Messenger RNA from Diaporthe citri, 1941 nucleotides. RefSeq lists its product as uncharacterized. Lineage: Eukaryota; Fungi; Ascomycota; Sordariomycetes; Diaporthales; Diaporthaceae. The record is from RefSeq and is a predicted model, not a curated record. The coding region runs from base 1 to 1941 and encodes 646 amino acids. The transcript is spliced from 2 exons.
AUGGACACUCUUCAAGGACUCUGGAAUCCCGCGCACCUCGAAUCGCCAGAUCUCAAGUGUUGCCAGUGUGGAGAACCCAUCACACAAGACGAUACGCUGUCUAGAACCUUUGCUCUGCAACCGAAGGAACCCCUGCACACCAUUACUGCUGAAGACAGGCGACAUACAGCAGUGAUACAAAUCCCCUGGUUGUCCGAGACAAUCCUGCUUUUCGACAGACAUUUUAGAUGCCUCCUCUCAUCCAAGACAAGAUAUGUCACCGUCUCCCAUGUCUGGCACCCAGAGGUCUCCAAGCUACAGAACGAGUACGCCCAAGCACUUGCCCUCGGCAACCACUCCGAGGACGAGAUUGCUUCUGUGGCUCGUCCAGUGCUUGAAGUUCCUGCGCGCAUCUAUGCAGGCAUCCUGGACUCCUUGGGGCCGGGAGAAAAGCAGGGGCCACUCUUGGAAGUGUGGCAUGACUACGUCAGCGUGCCACAAUGGUGCCACGGGCGCAAAGGCCGCAUCAUCCAAGCCAUACCCGAGCUGUACAGCCACGCCUACUUCGUGGUGCCCUUCUUCUCGGACCUGGCGCCGUCCUCAGUCCAGGCGAUGCGCCAUGGCCCCUCCACCGAGGAGCGUGUCCGGGGGAUCGUCGACGUGUGCAACUCGAGGUGGUUCCGCCGCAUCUGGACGGCCAUGGAGUGCGUGCAGAGCAGCCAGCUGCGGCCGAUGCUGCAGGAUUACAAGCUGCUGGAAGGCUUCAGAGAAGGACUUCCAUUCUACGACGAGCCGGUCCUGCACUGGGAGGACGAGGUGAGGAAGACGAUCAGAGAGCACGUCGUGAGGCUUGCCGGGGUCGGCAGGAAUGUGCUGCCUCACAUGCUGGGGCCUCUGUCGCCAGUGCGCACCCGGCGUCUCCGCGGCUUGACGGUCCCGUUUGCGCACUGCUUUAUCCUCAUCUCGAGGAGGCAGGCCACGGUGCCGGUCGACUUUAUCCACGCCCUUCUUGGUCUCACUGGGCCGGUGGUGGAGUUCUCCGAGUUGCCGCACAACGACCUUCGCAAGUCCGUGUCCAUCAUAGCGAAAGCGCGCCUGCGUGCUGGAGACUUCAGCCCUUUAUUCUUGAUGCCGCGGAAAAGGGACGCUGAUGGGAUAAGGGAGACUGGAUUCGACGAGUUUGGAAUGUUUGGCUUGGGAAUGCAAGAGUCAAGUCCUACAUAUCCAGAAAUCAUUCUGUCCGGUCCUGGCGAGACAAUGGCGAGACUUGAAGCGGAAACACUCGGGACAGUGACGAUGGCUAAAAGACUCUGGAAGAAUACGGAUUUCGGGACUUUUCACGAGCUCGUUCGGCGGGUUCUCGACGUCACUGGUCCUGAUCCAGACGUGUUUGCAGAAACCGUCUGCUGUCGGUUCUUCGGCGACGACUUGAAACAAGCACGAGAGAGGUUGGGCAAAGAAAACCGCAGAUCGCAGCUACGAGUGCACCUAGAGGUCCUCUAUGAUGAGUAUCCAGGGGUGAGCAGGCGCAGGGCUACAGACUACAUUGCUCGGCUUCUCAUGCUGAAUGAAGCGCACAAAGGGAACAUUUCGCCAAACGCGAUGGAUUUUAUGAACGUGCAUGGCAAAGUAAUUCACAGCAGUGAUGAGAGGACCAUGGUUUGUGUGGACUGCUCCAUCUGCCGCCGUCGAUUUCUGGUGCAGGUUGGCUUGAUCCACCGCACUCCUAGCCUGCCUUCUCAACUCCGGGGCGCUGUGGCAUAUCGGGUGCCUGGUCUCAAGUACGCUCUCACACAUCACGGAGGGGCAGGAUGGCUUGUCAAGGAUAGCCGCAUUGUUGCACGCUUUCUCUGGGCUGCAUCCACGUGUGGCUGCCGCAAUAUUCAAGAUGUGGAGCUAUCAUUCCCUGAUGGUUGGCUUCCUGAGCCAUGGCAGAAUUUGUUUGAGUACGGGGUUAAUUAG